Molecule: messenger RNA, 4120 nt
Organism: Oxyura jamaicensis (ruddy duck)
Lineage: Eukaryota; Metazoa; Chordata; Aves; Anseriformes; Anatidae
Gene: SLC16A9
Product: solute carrier family 16 member 9
Exons: 7
Coding region: 1879-3402 (507 amino acids)
Biological process (GO): monocarboxylic acid transport; transmembrane transport
Molecular function (GO): monocarboxylic acid transmembrane transporter activity
Source: RefSeq, a predicted model, not a curated record
AGCCGGGGCCAUAAAAGCGCAUCUGUCCCGCACAGGACCUGGCUGAGGGGCACAGACGGGUGGCGAGAGUGGACGCCAAGUGGAGCAUUUGCAGGUUGUGAUGCGUAAGGCGUGCUGUGCACUCAUCUUUGCAAAGGAGUUCUCUUCUGAACUAGUUGGCUGGUGGCUUAUAGCAAUGUUGGCUUCCAUCUGUCUGUAUAGAUGCGUGCUAGCGUCUGACAGCCAGUUAUGCUUGCAGGGGGGUUUUCCAUCCCCUCUGGGGCAGUGAGGCUCUGCAAACAGGUAGGACUGGUUCUGCUGAGCUGACAGAUUUGUACAAAGCUGGCUGGUUUAUGUGCUGCCCUGAUUGAUGCUUCUUUAUGUGAACUUAUUUUGUGAAAUGGGAAGAAGUUGUUAUGUUUUCAGGAAGUUUUGUGCUGGUAUUUUGUUUUAAACUCCAUGCUGCUUUUCUUAUUGGGCAGAAAUGGGAGGAAACGCUUAUGUUGCUGAGCCUCCUAUGUAAGCUACAAAAGGAAAUGUAGAGGAACAUGAGAAAUUUGUAGACCUGAAUGCUGACAACUGAGAGGGAAAUAUGUAUUCAGUGUAGAAGUACUUAGAGACAAACAUUUAAACAUGGGGAGCUGCUAUUGUUAGAACAUCAGUUAAAGUCCAAUGUCAUCAAAGUAUAGAUGUGUCUUUUUCAGUGUUUUUAACACAAUGUCUAUACUUGCUGUCACAUCUGUAUGUGUGCAGAGAUGUGCAUAGGUGCUUGGUAUGAAUGCGUUAGGGUUAACUGCAAUGUGCUGCUGCUGCUCUGACACCCUAGGUGUUACUGGCAACUUAAGUGUAGCACAAACUUCAGAUGACAAUUGUGAGUAGGUUGAUUGAAGAAUAAACACAAAUCUAUGUGAAAUCUAAUGCACUUUAAAACGGGAAACGUUACCAUUCUGCCUGGUACUGUCUUAAUUUGUACCAGUGCCUUGCAAAACUGGAAGAGCUGUUAAUCACCCAGUUGUUCUGCUGACAUCAGCUUUCUUUGCAGCCAUGUGCUGCUCACAGAAACCAGUAUACUUAACAAGGCUCCAGUUGCACAAAUAACAAACUGAAAACAAUUGUUUUGCUACUGUCUUUCUCAAGGUUCCCUUUGCCACAGAUUAAUACAAGUUUCUGUGCUGAGGGCUAAUGUUUCAGUCAUAAUUGUGUUCUCCAAGCCAGUUCUUUUUUUGUGUGUGCGCAUUCAUCUGUCAUCUUUAAGCUAAAUUUUAAUAUUUUUAGAAAAAGAGCUUGGUGUUGUGAUAAAGCUGAUUAUAUAAAAGAAAGUGGUUACAGCAUGACACCACCAUGUUUCUGUGUUAAAACUGUUGUUGUUCGGUUCUCUAGGGUUUUCUUUUUUUUUUUUUUUUUUUUUUUCUUGUUGUUGUUGGUAGAGGCUUUCAUCAGACAGCUCUCUUCCUCUGAUUCUUAUUCGCUGUGAGUACAGCUCAUUGAAAAGCUUUUUCUAACCAAGCUUCAACUUACUGUUUAAUUCAUUAUGCUUUAUUUCUCUAUUUCUCUAUUUUUGAAGUGCCUAGGUUUCCUGGAGCCUGAAACAACAUCCUUAGGUUGUGUGAACAGUUAAGAUUUGUGAUAUUAUUCCCACCUAAAUCUUAAAUCCACAGUUGUUUGUCUCUUUCCAGGAUCACACAAGUCUUCUUGGUCCAUUGAGCUCUCUUCUGUAUGGGCUUCUGCUUCUUUAUGUUUGAUGAUGUUUGUCCUCCUUUCAGCCAGAGACAGACGAUAGUGAGAGGCACUUUGGAUCCCUCCCAGGUAGAGUUGCCACCUGAAGCUACAUUUGUAGGGGGCUGAGGGACUCGUGUGUCGUCAUCCGGUCCAUCUGUACAUCUACACUCAUCUGACAAGAUGGUGUUUCGGAAACCACCCGAUGGUGGUUGGGGCUGGGUGAUUGUUGUCGUUUCCUUCUUUACUCAGUUCUUGUGUUACGGAUCACCUCUGGCAGUUGGAGUCUUGUAUUUAGAAUGGCUGGAUGCUUUUGGAGAAGGGAAAGGCAAGACUGCUUGGGUUGGAUCAUUAGCAAAUGGAAUUGGAUUGCUUGCCAGUCCUGUCUGUAGCAUAUGUGUAUCAUCUUUUGGAGCAAGACCAGUAGCAAUCUUCAGUGGCUUUAUGGUGGCUGGUGGCCUUAUGAUGAGUAGUUUUGCACCUAACAUAUACUUUCUGUAUCUUUCAUAUGGGAUUGUUGUUGGGCUUGGAUGUGGCCUUUUGUAUACUGCAACGGUUACCAUCACUUGCCAAUAUUUUGACAAACGCAGAGGCCUUGCACUUGGUCUGAUUUCUACAGGCUCAAGUGUUGGACUCUUUAUAUAUGCAGCAUUGCAAAGAGAGCUUAUUGACCUGUAUGGACUGGAUGGUUGUUUGCUAAUAGUUGGUGCACUGUCUCUAAAUAUAUUAGCAUGUGGCAGCCUAAUGAGACCAUUGGAGUCAUCAGAUUCCCCUUCAUCAGAAAAAACAUGUGUAGACAAAGUCCCAGACCAAUGUUUUGUUUACCAUGAAAAAGAAAAGACUGUUGAAGAAAACAUAAGCAUCCUUGAAAAGGGCUGUAUUGAUGAGAAAUGUGCGAACAAUGUGCCUGAUUACAAACAAGAUAACAUUUUAAAUAAGAAUGUAUUAAGCUCAAUAAAUGUAAAUGAGAAAGACACUUAUAAAAAGAAAGUUGUGGAACAGACAAACUUCUGCAAGCAACUUGCCAAAAGAAAGUGGCAGCUCUAUUUGAACUACUGGGAGGAAACCAUUGUUCUUUUUAAGAACAAAGUAUUUUCAGCUCUCUUUGUUGCCAUCUUGCUCUUUGAUAUUGGUGGAUUUCCUCCGUCCCUGCUCAUGGAAGAUGUAGCAAGAAGUGCAAACAUUGAUGAAGAAGACUAUCAUAUGCCCCUUAUUUCCAUUAUAGGCAUUAUGACUGCAGUUGGCAAACUUAUUUUAGGAAUACUGGCAGAUUUUAAGUGGAUUAACACUUUAUAUCUAUAUGUAAUCACCUUACUUAUGACAGGAGUGGCCUUGUUUGCAAUUCCAUUUGCCAAAAGCUACCUUACACUAGCAAUGCUUUCUGGGAUUUUGGGUUUUCUGACUGGGAACUGGUCAAUUUUUCCAUAUGUAACAACGAAGACUGUGGGAAUUGAGAAACUGACUCAUGCGUAUGGGAUAUUGAUGUUCUUUGCUGGACUUGGGAAUAGCCUCGGACCACCAAUUGUAGGUUGGUUUUACGAUUGGACACAAGAGUAUGACACUGCAUUCUACUUCAGUGGCUUUUGUGUUUUACUGGGAGGAUUUCUUCUGCUGUUGGCAGCACUACCCUGCUGGAAUGCCUGUACCAAUCAGGGCUCAAAGCUGCCUCCAAAUACUUACUCCUACAAAGCUGCAUCUAGUGCUUAGGUGACGACUGGAAAACACUUCAUGCUUUUUUUUUUAUAUUAUAGAGCAAAGUAUUUUAGUAAUUUUCCACUUAUUUAUGAAGUCCAAAAAUCCUCAUCCACUAGAAAAAUUCCAUUGCUGGUUGGUGUUAGGUUUUUUUUUUUUCUGUUUUUUCUUUUUUCUUUUUUAAGAACGGUCUUAUUUUGUCUACUAUGCACUGUGUUUUCAGCCUUUGUCUACUGUAAUUUCCUUUUGCCUGUAAUGGGUAUAUUCUGCUGUAUUAUCAGCUGUACUGUUUUUAUAAGGGUUGGGCGGUGUGGCGGGUGAAGACUUUGAAGCAAAAAUGAAGGCCUGUUUCUUGUCCAAGAAGGCUGGCAUUUCUGUCACCUUUUAUAGGUCUCCAAGUUGCACAAUCAGACUUUACAAAACAUUAAUUUGCCUUAUGAGAAUGUAAUGCUGUGGCAAGGUGCUUAUAACAUCGUGUUUAGAUUAACUUUUUGGACUUUUAAAAGUUUCUCCAAUUUACAAUGAAGUGCCAAUUGGGGAGGGGGAAAAGAGGGAGAACAAAACCAACCUCGUGUUUCGUAACUGAACUUCAUGAUGGAAGUAAAGAUUCUUACUACCACUGCAACUAAGAACUGUUUAUAAAUAUUGCACAUUUUGUGAAGUCUGUUUAUAACACUGUUGAACCAAAAUCUUUUAAACCAAGGAAUAAAUAUGAUUGUUGAAACCAUGUAAA